UUGUUCCUGAGAUACAUCAACCCAGCUAUAGUUUCUCCCCAGGAGAUGGGUAUAGUGUCCCGCCCCAUCCCAUCUCACAUUAAACGCGGCCUCAUGCUAAUGUCCAAGAUCCUUCAAAACAUCGCCAACCACGUGGAAUUCUCAAAGGAACAACACAUGCUGCCCUUCAACGACUUCCUCAGAGAACAUUUUGAAGCCGGCAGAAAAUUCUUCAUAGAGAUAGCGUCGGACUGCGAAACCGUAGACCAAACGGCCCACAACCUGUCCUUCAUCAGCGACGCAAACGUGUUAGCUUUACACCGACUUCUGUGGAACCAUCAGGAGAAAAUUGGAGACUAUCUGUCUUGUUCACGGGACCAUAAGGCUGUGGGCAGAAGACCCUUCGAUAAGAUGGCAACGCUUCUCGCUUACUUGGGCCCGCCCGAACAUAAGCCUGUGGAAUCUACAUCCGGGCUGCUGUUCUCGUCGUACGCCCGCUGGUCGUCCAUAGACAUGUCGUCGACCAACUUCGAGGAGUUCAUCGUGAAGCACAACAUGCACCAGAAGGAGGAGUUCAAGAGCAUCAAGAGUCUGAACAUCUUCUACCAGGCGGGGACCAGCAAGCUGGGGAACCCGGUGUUCUACUUCAUAUCGAGGAGAUACAAGAUAGGUGAGGUGAAUGCGGAUCUUCUGAUCUACCACGUCAUCCUCACGUUGAAACCUUUCUGCCAGCAACCCUUCGAGCUGAUAGUUGACUUCACACAUACUAACUCAGACAAUCGCUUCAGGACGGAUUUCCUUCAGAAGUGGUUCACGGUUCUGCCCGAGGUUGCCUACAACAGUGUCCACGCGUGCUACAUAUAUAACUGUAACGGCUGGGUCCGCGAGUACACCAAGUUCCACGAACUCAUACUGGCGCCGCUCAGGGGUAACAGGAAAAUAAUCUUCAUAGACAACCACAGUAGAUUGAGCGACUACGUUGAUCCUGAACAACAGAAGCUGCCCGGAGCAACGCUGGCUUUAGAAGAAGACCUCAAAGUCUUCAACAACGCUUUGAAGCUCUCACAUAAAGACACAAAAGUUUCCAUCAAGGUUGGCCCCACCGCUCUACAGAUCACGUCAACUGAGAAGACCAAGGUUCUUGGUCUGCCUGUCAUGUUGAAUGAUGUGUAUUACGCGUCAGAAGUUGAUGAGGUAUGUCUUGUGGAUGACAACCAAUUCUCUCUGUCAAUCAUCAACGAGGCGACUCCUCUCAGCUUCAUACACAACGACUGUGACAACAUAGUGCAGGCGAUCAUACACAUACGGAACAGAUGGGAACUGAGCCAGCCGGAUUCGGUCACAGUUCAUCAGAAAAUUCGCCCCAAGGACGUUCCCGGCACCCUCCUCAAUAUGGCGCUACUCAACCUUGGUUCGUGUGACCCCACGCUACGAACGGCCGCUUACAAUCAGUUAUGUGCACUGACGGCCACCUUCCAUCUGAAGAUUGAGGGACAGCUAUUGGAGACCUCUGGUCUCUGCAUACCUUCAAAUAACACAAUUUUCAUCAAGUCUGUAAGCGAGAAGUUAGCCCACAACGAACCUCAUUUGACGCUGGAGUUUCUUGAAGAAUGUAUACAGGGCUUCGGUAAAUCCACAAUAGAGUUGAAGCAUUUGUGUCUUGAAUACAUGACGCCUUGGUUGGCUAAUUUAGUAAGAUUCUGUAAGCCAUCAGAUGAAUCUCGUCGGCAGAAGCAAGUGGCUGGUAUAUUAGAGAAGUUAGUUACCCUCACUAUAGAAGAAACUCAGAUGUACCCUUCAGUGCAGGCCAAGAUUUGGGGCUCCAUAGGGCAGGUCCCGGAACUCAUUGAUAUGGUGCUAGACAGCUUCCUACAGAGAAGUGUUAAAUCUGGUCUUGGUUCACCUAUGAUCGAGAUAAUGGCGGACACAGCUGUAGCACUCGCCUCAGCCAACGUACAGCUUGUGUCACGAAAGGUCAUCGGUAGGAUGUGUCGGGCCCUUUCGAAACUCCCAAAUAACGCGCUGGGCCCAGUAACGCCGGCUACCGUUGUCGAUAAGACAUGUCACUCACCUACAGCGAUGCUAGAGCAGCAUAUGAUGUGGGCUGACAUAGCAAUCCUCGCCAGAUAUUUGCUGAUGCUCUCGUUCAACAACUGCCUGGACGUGAUCCGCCACCUGCCGUACUUGUUCCACACGGUCUCGUUCCUGGUGUACUCGGGCUCGGUGUCCAUGAGGGCCGCGACUCACGGACUAGUCAUCAACAUCAUACACUCGCUAUGCACGUGCAACUCGCCGAGCUUCUCCGAGGAUACCCAGCGCGUGUUGAUGCUCUCGUUGGAUGAGUUCGCGCUGCCCAAGUUCUACCAGAUGUUCGGCAUCUCCAAGGUGAAGUCUGCGGCUGUCACGGCUUUUAGGAGCCCCCACAGACAUAUAGGAGACUGGUAUUCUGAACAUUCAUAUUCUGAGUGCACGGUGUCUUCGGGCUGCGCGUCGGGCCCGCAGUCCGAUCGGGAGCGUUUGCCCCUACAAUCAUUGGAGACAAUCGCCGACGCCCUAUUAGAGAUUAUGGAGGCUUGUAUGAGAGAUAUACCCGACUGUGACUGGCUCGAUACAUGGACGUCACUCGCUAAGAGUUUUGCAUUCUGCUUCAACCCUGCGUUGCAACCUCGAGCACUCAUUGUAUUCGGUUGUAUUAGUAAAAACGUGACAGACGAUGACAUGAAGCAGUUACUGAGGAUAUUAGUGAAGGCUUUAGAGGUAUUCAACGACCUCGCGUUAUUGGAGGCUCUCAUCAUGUGUCUGACCAGGCUACAGCCGUUGCUACAUCCGGAGUCACCAAUCCACGCAGCUUUAUUCUGGGUGUCACUGUCAGUACUACAAUUAGACGAGACCGCGCUAUAUGCAGCAGGGCUGGCACUAAUGGAACAAAACCUACACACACUUGACUCACAGGGAGCGUUUGAUAAUAAGACUUUGGAGCAAGUUAUGAUGGAAACGAGAGAGCCUCUGGAGUGGCAUUUCAAACAAUUGGACCACGCUGUUGGACUCAGUUUCCGUUCUAACUUCCACUUCGCUCUAGUGGGUCAUCUUCUGAAGGGUUUCCGUCACCCAGCACCUGGAACUGUUUCCAGGACUUGCAGAGUUCUCACAGCUUUACUAGCGCUGGCAGCUAGACCUAACAGGGAUAAGUUUCAACUGACGCAUCGUACUGUCGCCUACCUUACAGCUCUAGUAUGCGUGUCUGAAGAGGUUCGUUCUCGUUGUCACGUCAAACACUCUCUACCCAAGUGGCUUCCUGACAAUUGUGAUCAUUAUUGUCCUUCAACGGAUCAUCAUCAGUCAUCUAUGCUGAUACAACCAACGACUCACUCCUAUAGACGGAAAACAGAAGAACACAGCACUGGUAAAUCUCCUCACUCGAGCGGCAGUCACAGUCCCCACCUACCAUCUAUAGCCAAUCAGGAUGGUGAAGGUCGAGCUCAUAGUGUUCAACACGGCUCCGCAGAAAGAGAUCUCACUGACGCGGACAGCGGGCUCGAUGUGGCGGAGACCGAGGGGCGAAGCACCCCUGCAGAUGAUGCGGAGCGCCCGGCGUCCGCUCGAUCCGGAGACUGUGACUAUUCAGAACAUUCCUCUAAGUCGGAUAAGGAUAUAUCCCGCAAUUCACUCCUGGAUCCAUCGGUUUUGAGUGACUUCACGACACAAGCUUUGGUGCUGACUGUACUCGCUACACUUGUCAAAUAUACCACAGACGAGGAUGAGAUCAGGAUUCUGUAUCAGUACCUCGCAGAAGGCUCCGUAGUGUUCCCGAAAGUAUUCCCCGUCAUUCACAGUCUCUUGGACAUGAAAAUCAACCACGUAUUGAUGCAUUGUCACGACCAAGUCAUACUCAGCGCUGUACAGAGUAUAAUACAGAACAUGAUAGCAUCAGAAGACGCUAGCCAACAACAGCUACACUAUAUGCAGUCCUGCGGUUUUGGUGGCCUUUGGAGAUUUGCUGGACCGUUCACUAAGAAUCAAUGUACAGCGGAGAACAGUGAGCUGUUCGUGUAUUGUCUUGAGGCUAUGGUGGAGACCUGCCUCCCGGGAGAAGUCCGGGAUAGGCCUCCGCCCCCCGACCCGGACCCCGCGCCGAGACACAGGAACGUACAGUAG
Messenger RNA from Danaus chrysippus (African queen), 4134 nucleotides. Lineage: Eukaryota; Metazoa; Arthropoda; Insecta; Lepidoptera; Nymphalidae. The record is from the annotation of a GenBank genome assembly.